Messenger RNA from Vicia villosa (hairy vetch), 1329 nucleotides. RefSeq lists its product as uncharacterized. The transcript is spliced from 2 exons. Bases 1 to 1329 code for a protein of 442 amino acids. NCBI's taxonomy places the organism in Eukaryota, Viridiplantae, Streptophyta, Magnoliopsida, Fabales, Fabaceae. The record is from RefSeq and is a predicted model, not a curated record.
AUGUUAAAGGUUGAUUUAGAAAAGGCAUAUGAUUCUAUUUCUUGGAAGUACCUUAGACUUAUUUUGAAAGAAAUUGGAUUUGGGGACAUUUGGAUGAAUUGGAUGGAUGCUUGCAUUUUCAUGAGUCACUUGUCCUUUUUGGUGAACGGAAGCGCUACAAAGGAUUUCAAGGCUCAAAGAGGAUUACGCCAAGGGGACCCUUUGUCUCCCUUUCUUUUUGUCUUAGCUAUGGAGGGCCUGACCGCCUUAGUUCACAAAUCGGUGGCUUUGGGUGAAUUUAAACUGUUCAAGUAUGGUGUGGAAGAUUUUGUGGACAUCCUUCAAUUCGCGGACGGCACAAUUAUUUUAGGAGAGCCUUCUAAUGACAAUCUUUGGUACUUGAAAGUGGUAUUGAGAGGUUUCGAACUUGUCUCGGGUUUGAAGAUUAACUUCUCUAAAAGUAAUGUUUGUGGUGUUAACAUUAGUGAGAGUUUCAUGAAUUCCGCGAAGUCCUUUCUUGGUUGUAAAAAAGGGAGUAUUUCGUUUUUGUUUUUAGGAAUUAUGGUGGGUGCAAAUCCUAGAAGGAAAAAGACUCGGUUGAAGAAUAAGAGAAGUAUACAUUGGGUUAAAUGGGAAACGGUGUGUAAGCCUAAAGAGAAAGGUGUCCUUGGCUUGAGAGAUGUAGGGGAAAUAAACAAAGCUCUACUUUACAAAUGGAAAUGGAGGAUUCUAAAGGAAGACAAGGCUAUUUGGAGUAAAUUAUUGCAAGUUAGAUACGUGGAGCCGAAAAAUAAGAUCCUUGCUCCUUGUGAAAUGGUUGUGUGUUCAAACGACUCUAUGUGGUGGAGGGAUAUAUUAAGAAAUGAUGUCAAAACAGAUUGUAAUGAAGAAAUUUUAUCGGGUUUCAUCCAAUGUGAGGUUAAAAAAGGUACGCAUAUUCCUUUUUGGUUUGGAAAUUGGAUAGGGGAUCAAAUUCUUAGCAUUAAAUUCCCAGAUUUAUUUGACAUUUCCAUUAACAAAUUAUGUACUGUGACUGAUGUAUUUUAUUGGGAGGAUAAUGGCACUGUGUGGAACUCGGUUUUGCUGUUUGGUCCUGAGUUCGGUGAAGGUUUGUCCGCUGCCAGCAGGAGUAUGCAACAGGCCUGGCGUGAUUUCAAGCUGUUGUUGAGUGAUGUCCGGCUGGAGGGUGGUCGCAGUGAUGCCUUCAGGUGGAGGCCUAAUGAUAACGGUGAAUUCACGGUGGCUAGUGUGAAUAGCUUGAUUUCGGAGAAUAAAGAUAGUGUGUGGUUGCCGAACAAAGUGUCUAUGUUGAAUGUUAUGUGGAAACCUAUAGUUCCGCCUAGAAUAUAG